AAAUAGAAACUGCUCUUCAACAAGUAAUGUAGUUACUUUUGUGAAUACAAGAACAUGAUCGAAGUAGCUGCACAAUCAUGUUAGUGCCAAGGAAAAGGUAGGUUCGCGGCGUGGCCGCAGGAUGAGCGUCUGCAUUUCAUCAGGAGCUAAAGAAAAAUGGAAAGGACAUUUAUGAGUGUUUCAUAGCCUUGAACUAUGACGAAUUAUACUGACAACAAGUAUGAUCUGCGCCCACGGCUGAUGAGUCCUGUGUGCAGGCGGUCGUGACUAUGUGCUGAGUGGUGGUGAAUCGUGGUGAAUCCGAAUACCAAGUAUCUACUUUCGAAAGUAGCCGUCGCUCGUUUGUAUCGAUUUUCCGUGCUUCAAUCGUUUGAGGAUGACGACCGGGUUGGGGCGGACCUCACAAAACUCUGCCGGCGGACAAGUAUUUACGGUUGGCGUGCCUGGCGGCUUUCGAUUUACAGAGCUCGGCGAUGGACCCCACCAAGGUGUUGAUUUGGUCUUUGCUUGUCCUUGUAGUUGAAAGAACACCUCAUAUUCUUUGAUGAAACAGAUUUCACAAUUCGCUUUGAUCCCUCAACAUUGUUGUCACUCUUGAGGAUGAGACAAAUACUGAAAUGCAGUGGCCGAGUCGGCUGGCGUCGCAACGAGCGUGAUUCCGUACGCACGACCAAAAAGGGAGCCGCCCGUACCCUUCGCAGGUAGGCCGUCGUCGACGAAUACGACGACAGUUGCAGCGACCGGCUCACCUGUACCAGGUUCAAGUAGAGGAGGCAUGGGAACGGGUAGAAAAAUAGAAGAGACUCCACGUGCGGUCCCCGCAGACAAACCUAAAAAACCAAUACAAGCAUCCUGGUGGUGCUGCUAGCUGAUUUUCUAUUGGUUGUACUAUAAUCAUCGAUUGAAGAUAGCAAUUACAGCAUGCAGCGCGGCUGCUUGUAGUAAGC
Molecule: messenger RNA, 947 nt
Organism: Amoebophrya sp. A25
Lineage: Eukaryota; Dinophyceae; Syndiniales; Amoebophryaceae
Source: the annotation of a GenBank genome assembly